Symbiodinium natans is the source of this 1440-nucleotide messenger RNA. The record is from the annotation of a GenBank genome assembly. Lineage: Eukaryota; Dinophyceae; Suessiales; Symbiodiniaceae.
AUGCUGGCCAGGGUCCAAGACUUCAUCUAUGGCGGCGCGAAUCAGUCUGAGAAGGAGAGGGCCAGGUGCUCCUGCACCACGGAUGCUCGAAUGCUCCUCAUCGCCUUCCUUACCUACAUGUCCUAUGUCAUGUAUCACGCCCAGCGAAUUGCGUUUGCGGGGGUGGCGUCCUCAAUGACAGAUGAGGCUGGGUUUACGGCGACAAAGCUGGGCGUGAUGUCGACCGGCUAUUUGUUCGCAUAUGCCAUUGGCCAGUUCGCGUGUGGCCGCUUUGCUGACUACGUACGUCCGAAGAGGGCCCUGGUUUGGGGCAUGUUCUGCUGUGCACUGCUGCCGGUCAUCGAGGGGUUCAUGGGUGCGAGCGGCUGUGGCGGAGAAGGAGGAUGCUAUUUCACGUGGGUUUUCGUUCGGAUCCUCGAGGGCUUUGCUCAAGCCACAGGUUGGACCUCAACAGUGGCCAUCAUGGGAAGCUGGUUCCCUCAAGACGGCCGAGGUCUCAUCAUGGGGCUUUGGGCCACAAACUGCAACGUUGGUGAUAUCUUCGGCCUGCAUGUGACGUCGGCGCUUCUAGACCACGCUGAGUGGUACGCGAUCUUGUGGGUCAUGGCAAGCUGCACGGCCUUUUGGGCCAUAGUCAACAUGGUCUUCCUGCGUAGUGCCCCACCACCUUUUUCGCUACACUGGCAGCAUGAAGAGGCCCUUCCUCAGGCGGCGGUGGACCAAGAAGUGGCCGGAGAUUCUGCAAGCCUUGGCCAGAUCCUUUGUAUUCCCGGCCUGCUGCAGUACUCCUUCAGCUACAUGUUCCUCAAGCUCGUGAAUUACGCCCUCUUCUUGUGGCUGCCCUUCUAUCUCAGUAAGGGAAUUGGUGUCGACAAAUCUUUAGCCAGCUUGAUGUCCGCUAGGUUCGACGUGGGGUUCAUUGUCGGCGCCAUUCUUGCUGGGCUGGCCAGUGACAUCACAAGCCGCUACGCAGGAAUGCCAAUGAGAAGCCCCAUCGUGAGCAGCUUUCUGCUGAUCUCGCUUCUACCUAUGGGCGUCCUGCGUUUCUCGGACGACCCAGGUGUUAUCAAGUGGGCCAUCUUCUUUUGUGGCAUCCUGCAGGGGGGACCCGCGGAUUCCUUGACCUCAGCCGUGUCCGUGGACUUGGGCAAGCAUCCGAGCCUUGAGGGAAAGCGGGCCACCUCCACAGUGACCGGGGUCAUCAAUGGCACUGGGGCAGUGGGCGCUGCCGUUGGGCAGUACGUGGUGGGCAUGCUCAGCGAUCGCUUGGGAUGGAAGUCUGUCUUCAUCUUCUUGCUUGUGUGCCUGGCGUCCGCUUUUGCGCUUUCCUUGUUUCGCCUGUGCAAGGAAUUGGCCGAUGUUCGCGCAGCGAAGGGGAGUUUCGACUCUGCUUCCUACGAGUCCUCUGAGGACAGCGAGUCCGUUGAACAGCACAACUAA